UUGCCUUAACAAGAUGUUGUUCUCGCUUUUAAUUUUAAUUUCUUGCGCAGUUCCCGUGCUUCUCUUCUGGAUCAACCGAAAAUGGGCGGAAGAAGAUGCCCGGGUUAAUCUUCCAGGUCCAAAAGCUUAUCCAAUUAUCGGGAGUCUUCCCGAAAUGUGGAGUGGCAUUAAAAACCAAAAACUGUUCAUGAAAAUUCUGGAAUGUGCUGAAAAAUAUGGCGACACUUUUCGUAUCAGACUCGGACCAAAACUGUUGAUUUUCACGCGCGACUUGAAAAUUAUCGAAAAAAUCGCGAGUGAUCCAAAAAUGAUAAAAGGUCACGAAUAUAAGUCACUUGUUCCGAUGAUGGGAAAUGGCUUGCUCAUUUCCGGCGGUGAACGUUGGUUCAAAUUACGUCGAUUAAUCACGCCGGCUUUUCAUUUUCAAAUUUUGGAACGAUUUUUGCCGAUUUACGAGGAGCAAGCGGAUGUUUUGAUUUCAAAAUUUAACAAAAAUUUGGGAAAAGUUAUUGAUGUUGUGCCAAUGUUGCACAAUAUGGCAUUGGAUAUCAUCGCAGAAACAGCCAUGGGGGUAAAAUUGAGCUCUCAAUCGGGCAAGCAUCAGGAGUUUGUGGAUGCCAAUGAAGAAAUGUUGCACAUUUUUACGACACGAAUGAAUAACGGAUUUUUAACAAAUGAAUUCAUUUUUCGACUCACACCUUAUUAUCAAGCACAAACACGUGCGAUGAAGGUCAUCAAUGCACUUGUCGAUGAUAUGAUCGAAAAGCGUCGUGAUGAAUUGAUAAAUGAAUCUAAAGACAAAAAUGUUGAAAAUGACUUUGAGACCAAGAAACGUCCUACUUUGAUCGAAAUUUUGCUGCAAUCCAACAUGGAUGGAAAACCUUUGACCAAUGAUGACAUCCGGAAUGAAGUGAAAACUUUCAUGUUAGCUGGUCACGAAACCACCUCAAAUGCCCUUGGCUUUUUCUUUUACAACGUAGCAAAAUACCCGGAAAUUCAAGUAAAAGUCCUCGACGAGAUUAAGUCCUUGUAUGACCCUAAAGAACCGUUGACAACAAAGAUAUUGAACUCUUUUACGUAUCUUGACUGCGUUAUCAAAGAGUCCUUGAGAAUGUUUCCCGCUGGUACAAUGCUACCGAAACGUUGUCUGGAUGACGUUCGUAUUGGUGAUGUACUGAUACCGGCAGAUACGACGAUAAUGACGCUUAUUUACGCAUCGCACAUGAACGAAAAGAAUUUCGGGGACAGCAAGAAAUUUAAUCCAGAACGAUGGAUGGAGGAAGUGUCCAAUGAGGAGAGAAAUCCUUUUGCUUACCAACCAUUCUCUUCUGGUUUACGGAACUGUAUCGGCCAGAGAUUCGCAUUGUUGGAAAUCAAAACCGUUAUUAUCAAGGUUUUGACCCAAUUUCAUCUAGACUUGGCGUCACCCGAUUUCACUGUUGACGUAAUCGAAAGUGGCUCCAUGAAGUCUCGAAAUGGCGUUCAGCUAAAAAUGAGUCCGCGAAAGUCGAUGUUUGUUCUUUACGCGAUUUUAGUGUUACUCCCGUUAUUUUUGUACUAUUUGCAUCAUAAAACAUUAGAAAAUGAUGCCAAAGUUGGAGUUUCGGGUCCAAAAGGCUUGCCUCUCGUUGGAUCUAUUGUCGAACUUCAUCCUUAUGCCAAAAAACAGCAAAUUUUCAAAAAAAUGCACGAAUAUCACGAAACCCAUGGCGAUACAUUCCAAGUCAGAUUAGGUCCAGUCAAGAUGAUUUUCUCAAGAGACCCAAAAAUCACAGAAGCAUUAGUAAACGAUCCAAAAAUGGGAAAAGGAAACGAAUAUAACAUGUUAAAACCGUGGCUCGGAGAUAGUUUGGUAAUUUCUGAUGGCGAAAAAUGGCACAGAAUGCGAAAAUUAUGCACGCCAGCGUUUCAUUUUCAAAUUCUAGAGAGAUUUAUUCCGAUCUACGAGGAACAAACGGACAUUUUGAUCGACAAUAUUAGAAAAAAUAUUGGAAAAGUUAUCGAUAUUUUCCCAAAAAUGCAUUCUUUGACCUUAGAUAUCAUCUCGGAGACCUCAAUGGGUGCCAAAUUAAACGCUCAGUCAGAUCCGCAUCAUCCGUACAUUGUCGCUAACGAGAUAGUUGCUUACAUUCUCGAUAAACGUAUGUUCAAUGGAUUUUUGGGAGUUGAGUGGAUUUUUAGACUUACACCUUAUUACAAAACGCACAAUGAAAAUAUUGCUAAAAUUAACGAAUUCAUUGACAAAGUCAUUCAGGCAAGACAUGAAAAGUUGUUGAAAGAGACCCAAAAUGCUCGACAAGGCGAAGAAACGGAAACAAAAAAACGUCCUGCUUUGUUAGAUAUUUUGCUGCAAGCCAAGGUCAAUGGAGAGCCACUCACCAACGAAGAAAUUCAAGCCGAAGUAAAAACUUUUAUGUUUGCUGGACACGAAACAACUGCAAAUUCUGUUGCUUUUACGCUCUACUUACUCGCGAAACAUCCAGAAAUCCAAGAAAAAGUUUACGACGAAAUUCGAUCAAAAUCGCUUGAUGUCAAAAGUGAACCUUUGACUUCGAGGGACCUUAAUUCCCUUUCCUACUUGGAUAAUGUGUGCAAAGAAUCACUUCGUCUCUUCCCUCCGGCAUCGGUGGUCAUCAAAAAGUGCAAUGCUGAUGUUCGUAUCGGAAAUUUAUUGAUUCCGAAAAAUACGAGCAUCUCUACGAACAUUUACAGCGCCCAUCGUAAUGCAAAAUAUUUCAAAAACCCCGAGAAAUUUGAUCCGGAUCGUUUUAAUGUUGAGUUGACAGCCGAUGAGCGGAAUCCGUAUGCUUAUCAACCGUUCUCGAGUGGCUUGCGGAACUGCAUUGGACAGAAAUUUGCGAAUUUGGAGAUGAAAACGAUCAUUUCGAAGCUCGUUUCAGCUUUUCAAUUUGAGCUUGAGGAUAAAGAUUUUGAACCUGAUGUCAUUCAAAUGGGAACUCUUCGAAGCAAAAACGGGAUUCCGCUGAAAUUUAUGGAACGAAAUUAAUUUGUUGUUUAUCUAUUGUUACAUAAUAAUCGGUCUAUGAUUAAAAUUAUCGUGUAAUGAAGAUAAUGUUAUAAAAUUAUU
Messenger RNA from Culicoides brevitarsis, 3088 nucleotides. RefSeq lists its product as uncharacterized. Gene Ontology annotation, molecular function: iron ion binding; monooxygenase activity; oxidoreductase activity, acting on paired donors, with incorporation or reduction of molecular oxygen. The transcript is spliced from 7 exons. Lineage: Eukaryota; Metazoa; Arthropoda; Insecta; Diptera; Ceratopogonidae. The record is from RefSeq and is a predicted model, not a curated record. The coding region runs from base 14 to 3007 and encodes 997 amino acids.